ACUAAUCAUGGUUGUCAUUUGUGUUGUGUAUUUCACAAAUUGAAAAAUAUUCUAUUCUUAAAAUUACUACUAAUUUACGAAUGUUCAUAUGAUGUGUUUGAAUUAGUAUUAGUAAUCAUAGUGGCUAUAAUUACAUUUUGUAAUGUUAAUUAAUUAAUUCUUUGUUAACUUAUUUUUUAUUUCUAUUUUGAUUUUAAAAAGGUUAUGACCAUGACAACUGAAGAAGGUAUAAUAAAUUUGGUUCAAUCGGAUAGUGACGAUGAGAGCGCCGUGAAAAAAACGAAUUCGUCGCCCCCAAAUGAAAAGAACAAAAGCACCCCUAAGAAAAGUGAUUUUGUCGAGGACGAAGAUGUACCCUCGGACUUCUUCGAUGACUUCUUGAAUAACGAUUUUAUGGACGGCCUGGACGUCGUCGAUAUUUGGGAUGACGAAUGCGAGAAGAAAGAAGGUAGGACGAAGAAAUCGAGAAGCAAAAGUAGAAGCAGGUCUCGAAGGAGAGAUUCGCGUUCUAGGCGGCGCAGGUCGCGAAGUGGUUCUAUAUUUCGUAGCAGAAGAUACAGGGAGGAGUACAGGCGAAGGGGAAGGUCUAGAGAGCGCCGGUCCAGAGAUAAACGAUCAAGGGAAAGGUAUACGGGCAAAGGCGAAAAGGAUUCCGACUGUGACGAGUCGAACGUUGAUCAUAGAAGAGACCCGGCGAAAACUAAACGAGACAUUCAGAAGGAUAAAGAUACAUGUGCCAAAAAAGAGGAGGAGAAAUCCAUUUCAGAAAAGCUGAAAGUUGUGGAAACAGGUUUGGUUCCUCCAGGUACCGAAUUGGAGGUCGAUUUAAAUGAUCUUAAACCUGUUGAUCCGAAGGCAGAGUCUAAAUCUAAAGCCGCCAAUCGUGAGAAGCAAAGAUCAGAUUCACCCCAGAAGCGUGUAGAUAGAACCUCAAGACUGUAUGGCUCUAAGCGUACUUAUCAAUAUACGAGAAGCCCACAUUGGCGUAAAUCCAGGUCACCCCUGAGGUAUUCUAGAUCUCCCCUGUCGAAACGAAGGCGAAGUUUGGAACGUAGAAGUAGAAGAGACUAUUCGGCCGACAGAUACAGACGACGAUCGAGAAGUCUCAGCUUUGAGUUAAGUCCGGAACCUUCAUCCAAUAGAAAUCGAGAAAAACACACAUCCUGGUCUAAGCGUUCGAGUAGCAACACAAGAGAUUUUCUAGAGGAAUUGGCCACAAAAUUGGCUAAGUCGGAGAAAAAGAAGUACUACAACAAAGUGAAAGAAAUAAUUGCUCAACCUCCAAAACAGCAACCCCCACACACUUAUCACCCAGUUCCACCUGUCCCGCCUCCAGGACCAGUCCCAGCGCCAAUACGAGCGCCUGCUCCAUACUUUCCUCAACACAUGGACCCUGCUGCUCAGUAUGACCACCAUUUCUUUAUUGGUCAGCAAUUUCCCCUAAAUCCCAUGCAUUAUCCUCAUCCACUUCAAGGCAUGCCGCCCGCUGUAGGUAAUCAUAUGAUUUCACAGCCUGUUGCCCCAUCUAUGCAAGUCGAACGAUCGACUUCUCAGAUUCCCGCAAACAAUUUUAAUAAUACCACCUUCGAUACGUCCAACAAUAUAAAUGUCAACGUGCAAAAGGAAAAGGAAGCCAUCCAUAAACUAUUCGAAGACAAGAAGAUAAGUUUGUCUGACUUUUUAAGUAUGUCUGCAAAGCACGCAGAUUCUACAGAACCAGUCAAUGUGCAAAAGAAGAUAAAGGUCAUAUCGUUAUGUCAAGACGCUAUAAAGAUCCUUGGGAAUGAAUUGCAACUUAGUGGUAGAUUUUUCCUCAAAAAAGCGCAAAAGGAACAAGAAAAACCUCAAGAAGGGAAACUGAUGUCUCCAUUAAGAAGAAUUCCGAUAGUGCGGUUUUCGUUUACCACGCCGUCCAAAAGUGGCGAAGAGAAAUCAACGAUGCAGAGCACCAUUAGCAAACUACUGAUGAGUGUCGGCGUCGUGGAAACUCUGCCUCACGUUACGCCAACACCUUCUCCAUCGCGCGUAGUCCCGGAACCAACGAGACAAACAGUCAAUAGUCCCACUUUUAAAUCUAAUCACGAUAUAAUUGGUCCAACGACCAAAAGCGCUGUGUUGAAUAAGAUGUGUCAAACCGAUCUUAAGUGUCAAGUUUGUGAAGUUCGUAAAUCGCGCACGUUUGUUAAUAAGGAGGUGCAAUGUGAACUUAAUUCUGUAAGUGUGGGCACUCAAAUUGCGGAAGACGAUCUCUUACGCAUGGGGGUUAGAGUGCCAGCUCCAGAUAAUUUGAAAAACCAAUCUUUAGCUCACUUAACGCCAGCGCAACUUAUGAGAAAUACGUUAUCGGGCGAAGAUCACUCGCGAUUGUCUGAUACUUCGCCCGAAAAACCAACGUAUCGCCCUAAUAACGAAUUCAACCGCCCCGCCUCACAAACGAACGACAAUUUCGGUCGUCAGCUAUUUGGUUUCGAUAAACGCCCGGUCGGCGGUGGACCAACGUUCGGAAAUAAUAACAUGUUUAACAACCCCGUUCGUGCACCGAGCACGCCAAUGUUUGAGAACAGAUCUCGCCCUUUCGAUGAAGGGCUUUUUAAACACAGAAAUGCUAAUCCUCCCGCCCCGAUUAGAGGUGUAAAUCAAGGGGGACCCGUGUUUUUUGAACCACCUCGUAAUACUAAUACUUUUCCAAACAAUCCGAUCCCCAAUCCUGUUUCUCCAAAUAAACGCGUUUUAUUACCGAAUCCGUAUGUCGCACGGAAAUAUUAAAGUGGGGUAAUGCGUGAAUUGUUACUGUUAAAAUGAUAUAUCCUGUAUUUUCCGUUACAUUUAGUAUGUAGUAAUUUGGAUUAUAAAUAAAUUUGUACAAUAUAGUCAA
This is a messenger RNA of Photinus pyralis (common eastern firefly), 2875 nucleotides long. RefSeq lists its product as uncharacterized. Lineage: Eukaryota; Metazoa; Arthropoda; Insecta; Coleoptera; Lampyridae. The coding region runs from base 205 to 2766 and encodes 853 amino acids. The transcript has 5 exons. The record is from RefSeq and is a predicted model, not a curated record.